AAAAAAAGUAUUAAGCACAUGCUCACUGACGUUUAUCAUUAGUAGGGUGGCGCUGCUGUUAAGCAAACUUACAUAUCCAGGUGUGUGUGUGUGUUGUGGUUAGCCGCUUAACCUGCUAGCUAUCUGGGAGCUCGGCUAUGGCGGAGUUGGAUCUGGAUCAUGAAGAGCUGAUGCCUGAAAACUGUGAAAGUAAUCCCCAACCGCCACAGACUGAAUCCGCGGCCGCGGCUCCAGAGGACGGUACGGCGGCUCCCUCUGCCGGGGGAGAAGCGCGCUGCACCGCGUCCCACCAGGAGAUGAUGGAUGAAAAGAUGCAGCCCAUUAAAGAGCAGCUCCAGUAUUUCCUCAGCAAAGCAGACGAGUUUCAGACACACGUCGUUUACAGUUCUGACAGACAGCAGAGAGAUGCUUUUGCCCGUGUGGUUCCGACAUUCCUGCAGACCUGCCAGCCGUACUUCACCUACCUGGAGUCCACAGCCCACAACUCCUCACCUGGUCGGAUUCCACUGCCGCUGUACAUUCGAACCAGGCUGUUGCAGUUUUCUGAGCAGCUGUGCAGUCGGCUGGAGCAGCUGCUGCUGAUGUAUGCCUCGUUUGGCUACCUCUCCCUGGAGGAGGCGGACCCGCUGGGUAUCUCUCAUUUCUACAUCGGUCAGUGUCAGGUAGAUAACAUCAAGCUCUCCAUCUUCCGUUAUUGCCUCCCCUCCCCAUUCCUGACCUCGACCGACAGCGGCCUGUACAAGCGCAUGCGCUGGAACGUGGAGCGAGAGAGCGGGACAGAGAGUACAGGAGAGGAGGAGGAGGAAAAGAAAGAAAGGGGGAUGGGAGGAGCGGGAGAUGCGGGAGGAGCAGUAGGAGAGGAAGGACGAGAGCUGGAAGGAGACAAAGGCAGCAGCACAGAGUAUUAUUUCCUGUGCUGCGAGGACGUCCCUGUGGAGGGAAGAGGAGUAGGAGGAGGAGAGGCCGCUGGAGUAAUGAGGGCAGAGGACAGGGUUGUAGUGAGGAUGUGGUCUAUAGGACAGUGGGUGCAGACUGAUCCAGAUCCAUACACAGAAGACAUCUAUGAGUGGAUUUUGUGCACAGUUCCUCAAGGCCAGUACAGGGAAAUAGUGCAUCUGGGUGGAGAAGAGCCUUCUUCCUGCUUUGCCACAGAGUGCCUGUUGGGGGUGCUGUUGUCUCAGGCAGACAACAACCCAAGCAACACUAACAACUAAGCAACUGAACAACUUGUAAGACUUAUGCAGCACACUUGUUCCAGAAAUGUAUAAUUAUAAGAACAUUUUCACAUUUUGUGGUACCACUUUAAAAUAAGACUACCUUUAUAAAGGGUUUAUAAAUGGUUUACUAUU
Astyanax mexicanus (Mexican tetra) is the source of this 1349-nucleotide messenger RNA. It is a transcript of the gene c21h19orf67, whose product is annotated as chromosome 21 C19orf67 homolog. Lineage: Eukaryota; Metazoa; Chordata; Actinopteri; Characiformes; Acestrorhamphidae. The transcript has 8 exons. The record is from RefSeq and is a predicted model, not a curated record. The coding region runs from base 138 to 1214 and encodes 358 amino acids.